AUGGAUGGUCAAUCGAGUUUCAAAGAAAUUCUGAUGUGGCAUAAUGGUGAAUGGGAUGUAGAUGAGGACUUAGAUAACUUGGGGAAGAAUGAGAUGUUGUUGGAUGGUGUUAAUCCUGAUGAUCAAAAUGGUGCCGAGAAAAUAACUGAUGUUACACUUGAAAUCCGGGAUGAUGGAAAAACAAAUUUCAAGCUUUCGAAUCAGUUUAAAGAAAAGGCCUGGAAACCUUGGAAGCAAUCGUUAAUUAUUAAGCUCCUUGGGAAGAAAGUCUUGAUCAAUUUCUUAAGGAAGAGAUUGGAAAACAUGUGGUCGAGGGAUGGAAACGUUUUCGUCACAGAUAUUGAAAAUGAUUUUUACCUCGUUCGCUUUGAAAAAAUUUCUGAUAUGGAUCAUGUCUUAACUGGAGGUCCUUGGAUCAUAUUUGAUCACUAUUUGGCCAUUCGAUCUUGGGAACCAGAUUUCAACGCAUACCAAUCUUCAAUCAAUAAAAUUACUGCGUGGGCAAGGCUGCCGAGGUUUCCUAUUGAGAUUUGUGUGGAGAUUGAUCUCAACAAGCCUUUAAAAGCUGAAUAUUUGAUUGAGGGCCGAUAUAAGAAAGUAGAGUACGAGGGGCUCCACCUCAUCUGCUACUCGUGUGGAAAGUAUGGUCAUAGGGCUGAAAUGUGUAGUAAUAAGGUGUUGCCAACGGAUCUGAAUAGUGAUAACAGGAGAAUGUCUCUGGAGAAGGAUGUUUCAAAUGAUAACCAGGGUGUUUCGCAGGAGGGGGAUGAGAAUCAUGCAGGCUAUGGACCUUGGAUGGUUGUUACUAGAUCAAAAAAAGGUAGGAUGGUUCCUCGGAAUGAUGAGGGUGGAUUAGGCAAGGGGAAAAAAGAUUUGUUAAGCCAAUAG
This is a messenger RNA of Gastrolobium bilobum, 888 nucleotides long. RefSeq lists its product as uncharacterized. The transcript has 2 exons. The coding region runs from base 1 to 888 and encodes 295 amino acids. Lineage: Eukaryota; Viridiplantae; Streptophyta; Magnoliopsida; Fabales; Fabaceae. The record is from RefSeq and is a predicted model, not a curated record. Gene Ontology annotation, molecular function: nucleic acid binding; zinc ion binding.